Tripterygium wilfordii is the source of this 1660-nucleotide messenger RNA. RefSeq names its product aluminum-activated malate transporter 8-like. The record is from RefSeq and is a predicted model, not a curated record. Gene Ontology annotation, cellular component: plant-type vacuole membrane. The coding region runs from base 25 to 1467 and encodes 480 amino acids. Gene Ontology annotation, biological process: malate transport. NCBI's taxonomy places the organism in Eukaryota, Viridiplantae, Streptophyta, Magnoliopsida, Celastrales, Celastraceae. The transcript is spliced from 6 exons.
UAAAAGAACUCCUAGAGUUUAGCAAUGAACCAGUUAGAGACUCAAGAGAAGACCGGACCGUUGGGGCAUGCACUAGGCUUGCUUAUGGCCUUGCCUGGUAAGUCCAAGGCCAAAGUCAUAGCAGGUGCAAAGUGCAUAAAAAAGCUUGCAGAAGAUGACCCAAGAAGAAUCACUCAUUCACUAAAACUGGGUUUGGCUCUAACAUUGGUGUCCUUAUUGUACUAUGUCAGACCUCUCUAUGAUGGGUUUGGUAUCUCAGGAAUGUGGGCUGUGCUAACAGUGGUGGUAGUCUUUGAGUUCACAGUUGGGGGGACUCUGAGCAAAUGCAUAAACAGAGGAUUUGCAACACUAGUAGCUGGUGCACUUGGGUUUGGGGCACAACACUUGGCAAGUAUAUUUGGAAAGAAAGGAGAGCCAAUUACUCUUGGAAUCCUUGUCUUCAUAUUGGCUGCAGCGUCGACAUUCACGCGAUUCAUCCCGCAAAUCAAGGCAAGAUAUGACUAUGGUGUGCUGAUAUUUAUACUGACAUUCAGUUUGGUAUCUGUAUCCGGAUAUAGAACCGAUGAACUCCUAGCGUUUGCCUAUCAAAGACUAUCAACAAUCUUAAUAGGUGGAGCAACCUGCGUAAUUGUAUCCAUCUGUAUCUAUCCUGUAUGGGCUGGUGAGAAACUUCAUCAGUCAGUUGCUUCCAAUUUAGAGAAGCUCUCAAGAUAUCUAGAAGGUUUUGGAGAUCAAUAUUAUCGCGGCGAGGGUGUUGAAGAAUCGAAAAAUGAGAAAUCAUAUCCACAAGGAUAUGAAAGUGUUCUUAAUUCAAAAUCCGCUGAAGAAGCCUUGGCAAAUUUUGCAGUAUGGGAACCUGGACAUGGAAAAUUUAGGCUAAGGCAUCCAUGGCAGCAAUAUUUGAUGAUUGGAUCGCUCACACGACAAUGUGCUUGUCGCGUUGAAGCUCUCAAUGGCUUCAUCAACAACGACGCCAAAGGAUCGUCAAAAGUUCGAACUGAAAUUCAAGAAUCAUUGACAAAGAUGAGUAGAGAAUCUGGGGAGGCAUUGAAAGCAUUGGCUUCUGCAAUAAAAACAAUGACUGUUCCUUCCCCUGCCCAUUUCCAUGUAGAGAACUCAAAAGCUGCUAUUAAGGACCUUAAACUUGCUCUCAAAGCUGCAACUUCAGACAAUGCAGACAUCUUAGCAAUUGUACCUUGUGCAACAACUGCUUCAAUACUAAUGGAGAUCGUUGAUUGCGUAGAGAAGAUCACUGAUUCAGUCCACGAGCUUUCGAUUAAAGCACAAUUUAAGAGUGUAGAACCAACUGUGUCACCGGAGAAACCCCAAUUCCUUCAUCGUGGAAGCAUUAAGCCUGUCGCGGAAGUAGUUAUUACUGUAAAUGAGGCAUCUACUGAUCAUUCUCCAGAAGAUAAGAAUACUGGAUUAGCAACAAAACCCAUCAACCAUGUUGGAGUACCAUUUUAGUUUUAGUUUUUCCAUUUCUCAAAUGUAUUUUUCAGUUAAGCUAGCAAGCUCUGAUUGUAUCUCUCACACUAGUGUAAGAUAAUGUAGAGAGAAUGACUGUUAACAAACACUUAAUUGUUUCUUUCUUAAGCUUUUAACCAUGUAUUGGAUGAAGAAGAUUUGAAUAUGUUAGUGCACUUCCUUUGAAUCCUUA